AGGCGUUGGUGGGGAUUCGGCCGAAGAUGCGUUGCACUCACUUCGGCAGCAUCAUUACCAGCUCGCCGGAGGAAAUACCGCAAAAAUAAGACACGGGGAGACGAAGCGGCGGGGUUUGCGGCUCUUGUGUCGCCGGAGAAGCGCAGGGACGACAUGGGCGACCAGAAGGAAUCUCUCCGUAAGAUCACGCACACACUGGCAGUGAAAAAUGAAGAAAUUUCUAACUUCGUCUGCUCUCUCAAGCAAAACCUUGAAAAUCUAGAGGCAAACUCAAACCGUGUCCAGGAGGAUCUUGAGUCAGAGUUUAAUGCACUUCAUGCAGUACUGGACGAAAUGAAAGAAAAUAUGCUCACACGCAUCAAACAGGAGCGGGCCAGUCGCACAUAUGAGCUGCAGAGUCAGCUCAGUGCCUGCUCUAAAGCGCUGGAGAGUUCAGAGGAGCUGCUUGAACUGGCCAAUCAGACGCUCUGCUCCUCUGAGACCGAUGGCUUCACUCAGGCGGCCAAAGAGAUUAAGGAUAGUGUGACAAUGGCCCCAGCCUUUCGCCUCUCCCUCAAGGCAAAGGCCAGUGACAACAUGAGUCACCUGAUGGUGGAUUUCAGCCAGGAACGAGAGUUGCUGCAGGGCCUCAAGUUUCUACCAGUCCCUGCCACUCCGGAGAUCCAGGUAUCUGAGUGCCAGGUGUGUGAUAACACAGUGACUGUGGUGUGGAGCAUGCCUGAGCCAGACAGUAAGAUUGACCACUACAUUCUGGAGCACAGACGCACGAACCACGAGGGCCCGCCCCGGGUCAGGGAGGACUACCCCUGGAUGGUGGUGGAGGGAAUCAAGGAGACAGAGCACACUAUCACAGGUCUUCGUUUUGAAACACGAUUCAUGACAUUCAGAGUGAAGGCGUGUAACAAGGCUGUGGCAGGAGAAUUCUCAGAGCCAGUCACAUUAGAAACCCCAGCAUUUACAUUCAAACUGGACUCGGGCUCAUCUCACCAGAACCUGAAAGUGGAGGACCUGAGUGUAGAGUGGGACAGCAGUGGAGGAAAGAUACAGGACAUCCGCAAAGACAAGAACAAAAACUCCCCCAUGCACUCUCCAGCCAGGUCAGCUUUGAUGUCACCAAAGAGAGCCCCCUCGGCCCGGCCUGGAAGGGAUAGGUUCACUGCAGAGUCCUAUACAGUCCUAGCGGAUACAUUAAUCGAUGCUGGGCAGCACUACUGGGAGGUGCGUUUCGAUAAAGAGAGUAAAACCUUUGCGGUGGGAGUGGCUUUGAGGAGUUUGGGGAAGUUCGAUCAGCUGGGUAAAACAGGAGCGUCAUGGUGCAUCCAUUUGAACAACUGGCUGCAGCAGAGUCUGACCGCGAAGCACAACAACAAGGCCCGCACUCUGGACUGUGUCAUCCCCAACAGCAUUGGAGUCUACUGUAACUAUGAUGAAGGUGUCCUGUCGUUCUACAAUGCUAAAACAAAGCAGCUGAUGCACUCUUUUAAAACCAAGUUUCCACAGCCUAUUAUACCUGCCUUCAUGGUGUGGAAUGGGAGCUUCUCUGUGGUGACCGGUCUGCAGGUGCCCUCGGUGGUACAGAGCGGACAGAGGAAGAACAGUAACACAAGCAGCUCCAACGCCAGCCUCACAUAAGAUCCCACAGUAACUGACCGUUCACGUGAACACAGCAGACCACCUGGAGCCAUAUCAUAGAGUUAGUCACUGACACGCGAAUGUUCAGCCAAGCACAGCGUUUGUGUGAGUGGAAGAAAAACAGGGUAACAUUUUAGAAUAACUCGCACUAAAAUCAUUUAUAUCCAGUUGUUUUAUUUACAAUGCAGCAGACUUAAUGUCCCGUAAUCCCAGUCCUUGGUCCAGUCUGAGUGAGCUCUGGGUGUCUUGCCAAUGUCUUCCUUCCGUCCAAAAACUUUUGUUGGCCUGAAUCAAGUGUGAUUUUUCUGACAAGUAGUUGUUUUUAAAUUUAGGAUUAAUUUCACAGUAUGCUGAACUAGUAAUUACUUUCAGAUCGUAAUUGCAGAGUUCUGUGUGAAAGGGUUUGCAGGUUUUAAAUUAAGACAGGAUUGUUUUGUUUGCUUAGGAAAUUUAACUACUUAAUAAUGUCUUUGGGAUUUGCUAAUUUCAAUCAUUUAAGCUUCCAUUUUGAUUUGGCAGCUUUUAAUAGUGUAUUCCUUAGUGAGUGCAUUUAACAGUGAACAAUUGUUUUUAAUCUCUGCCAGUGACCUGAUUGCACCUGUUGGCUGGGAGUCUUUUCACCCCGUCCCCAUAUUUAUUCACCCUUUAUAACUGUUUUAUAGUUGUUGCGAGUUAUUCUAAAGUGAUAUCUGAAACAGCAGGAUUUCGCUCUAUGCUGUAGUUCUUCUUAUAUGACUGACUGAUGCAGUUUGCGUGGAGCACAUUAGUUUUAAAUUUUCCACAUCAUUGUCACUGUAACUCUGCCGCUUUUGCAGAGACUUGGCGCUGGCCGCUUCCUCCAUAUUUGUUUGCAGCCAUAUUGUCCUGAAAGGUGAAAGGUCAUCCCAGUCCUGUCUAAUGCUGUUCCCUGUGCCUUCCUUAUCAUCUCCACACUGAGGCCAAAUCAAGUGUUUAAAUAUUUUGCACUGCUAGAUGUGGGCUCUAAUCUUUAUCAUUUAUUUAAUAUAAUUGUGCUUGUUGCACUAUUCCUAAUCAUAUCACAUAUUUUCUGCUUACUGUCAUGAGCAGUAAAAAUGUAACUCAAACAACUGCGAUUAUACAAGUAUAUUACAAAAAUAAAUCUAUAAUAAUGAUUUAUAUAAUUGAAAGAAAAACACAACAUGACGUACCAACAUUGUGUUCACUUAUUAUGAUCCACUUAUUUUUGAGGGACAUCAGUGAAAGUUUAACCCAACUCAAGUUUGCCAUAGUUUAUUUACUUUCAUCUUGCUAUAAUAAGAGCUAAAAAUCUAUAAGGUGCAAGUUACUUUACAAAAAACAAACAAAAACACAAUAUCUUUGAACCGAGCAAUUAACAUCAUGGCAAGUCAAUAACUGGAGUUGUUAAAGACACUGACACAAAAAGACACAAAAAACUGUAAAGGUAAAAAGUCUAGACGGUACAUUAUUUUUUAAAGGUGGAUUUUACUUUACUUUUCUGCUGGAAUAGUUCUCCACAUGUUUUUCUCCAUGGAGAUGUUAUUGUGUCGCCAAGAAUGUUCCACUGUGUGGCAUUAGACGUCUAGCUUUCAAUUACAUAAAAGAAAAUAACUUGAGAAACAUGCAUUGUUACAGUGAGUGGGUUUACCUCUCCACAGACCUGCUUUGGCUUAAUGGCGCCACCUGCUUGUCCUCAUGGAGGACAAGCAGGUGGUUUAAUGCCUUACUGUGGAACAUUCAAGGCUAAGCAAUGCUGUCCAUGGAGACAACUAGAUGGCGGACCCUCCUCAAAAAAUUUACAUAAUGCACCUUUAAAACAACUAUUCCUAUUCUUGUGUAAUAAACCAGUACAAUAUAAAAGAAUAUACACAUUUAUCUGUGAAUAUUGAUCCUGUAGAACUUUUGGUGAAAGAAAACUCUUAUGUUUUAUGGUACCUGCACCUUUUAGAUUCUCAGCCCCUACCCCAAAACCAACUUAAUUUGUCCUUUUGACUUCUCCAAUGACUUGACGUCUCUUCCACUACAUAUUGUCUGCUAAUGUGAACAAUAUAAAUCUUCAGGACCACCUCAAUGAACAAACUAGAAAUGUUUACUUUUGUGUUUAAUUUAAUUUUCCUAAAUGCUUCUGUGUCAUAUGUUACUCAUGGUGAAUCUUGCUUGACCGUGGUGCUCCGUCUGUAUGCACCUCUUCAGUCCUAAUAUACAAUACCUGUAGCCUGUAAUGCUUUAAAGAAAUAUCCAGAUAAGACUUGUGUUAGCUUUAUUUUACAUGAACAGAAAGUUAUGGUUUAUUGUAAAUAGUUUAAUUUUCCACAAUAUUGUAUGAGACAUUGAGGUAAUAAAGAAGUAAGAGAGCACUGUGUG
Messenger RNA from Boleophthalmus pectinirostris (great blue-spotted mudskipper), 3975 nucleotides. It is a transcript of the gene fsd1, whose product is annotated as fibronectin type III and SPRY domain containing 1. The coding region runs from base 154 to 1632 and encodes 492 amino acids. Gene Ontology annotation, molecular function: protein binding. The record is from RefSeq and is a predicted model, not a curated record. Lineage: Eukaryota; Metazoa; Chordata; Actinopteri; Gobiiformes; Gobiidae. The transcript is spliced from 13 exons.